CGCGCUAACGGCACGGUAACCUAAUUUCGACCAGCGAUGCGCCCUUUUCCUCCUGACUCCGUUUCAAUUACUCCGACGAGCGAAUACUCCCUCAGGGAGCGUCACCGUCUCCUCCGUCAUUCAAUCGGCUCUCAUCUCGAUGCCACGGACACGCGAAAGUAGCGCGACGACGGCGUGGCCGCGUGGCACGGCGCGACGCGGAGCGGCGUAGAGCAGUCAAGUGCAGUCGCGGACGGGCCCCUGGCGACGAAAACUGGAGCUGCUCUAGAGCGGGAAGGACUUUAACGAGUCGCGAGUAGCGGGCGGGUCACGUCGGUCGCCGCUGUUGCCGCGCCGAAGGCGACGUUCGCUUUAUUAGCAACGUCGACGCGAUGAGGUCAACGAGAUGGAGAGGCAUGUCUUGAAUCGCCGGAAACAGGAACGGUGUUACAUCAGAGGCCGCAACACGUGUUACGAUUGCGCACGCGGACGAUCAUUCCGACUGAUGGCUGAUUGAAAAAUCGAGCAAGCCGCAAUAUUCGCAGAAGCAACGGACGGAUGGACGCCUAAUAAUAACAUCAAGAUUUUUCCGAAAACUAAAAACAGAAUGAGUGACAGCGGUACUGGCGGCGAAUGCGAGAGAAGUGAUGAGAAAGCGGAUCCGGGCGCUAUCAGACACGGGAACUUCAUGAAUUAUUACCAAUUCCAUCCUGCGGAAGAGCGCGUGCGGCAACUUCCGCGUGGCGUGUGGCAGCGGCAACGGGUCGCCCAUCCGGCCCGGAAAUACGCGGGUCUAGACGUCGGCUGUAACGCCGGGGAUCUCACAUACAUUCUACGCGACUUCCUCGAGGAAGCCAUGUCGCAAGAGCAACCUGAGAUCUCCUUAAUCGGCGUGGAUCUCGACCCGAUCCUGAUCGAGAAAGCACGCGAGCGUAAUCCGCGCCCGGACCGCGUGACCUUCGAGUGUCUGGACUUUUUAUCCGAGGACUGCGGCGAGACGCUGAGGCGAUACCUGGCGCAAUUUAAUAAAACGCGAUUCAACGUGGUAUUCUGCUUCUCGAUCACCAUGUGGAUUCACCUGAAUCACGGCGACGAUGGUUUGGAGGAGUUUCUGCGAAGGGUUUGCGAGUUGGCGGAAAUGGUCGUCGUUGAGCCGCAGCCCUGGAGAUGUUACAGAAACGCUUCGCGAAGGCUGCGGAGAGCGAAAUUGGAAGAUUUUCCGCUGUUGAAGGAUUUAAAAUAUACCGGCAAUCCAAUGAAGCAUAUAGAGGAUAUUUUGAGAGGCCUGUGCAACUUUCAACGAGUCACCGUUACUGCCGGCAACGAAUGGGGACGCAUGCUUUUGAUUUAUGAAAGGAAACAGGAACCGUAAAAAAUUAUAGCAAAUGUAUAUGAUUAUGUAAAUUCACGGUUAUGCGUAAAAGUAUAUGAAUCAUUAUGAAAAAUAAAAUCAUAAAAUCAUACAUGAAAUUGUCGAAAUCGAUGGCGAGUAUUGCAUAGUAUUAUAUCUAAAUAUUUAUACAUCAUGAUUAUAUAUGUGAGUGUGUAUGUGAAAGAGAGAGAGAGAGAGAGAGAGAGAGAGAGAGAGAGAGAGAGAGAGACUAUGUGUUAACAUAAUAAUUUAUCUCAAUCUAGUAUACAUAGAUAAAGAGUGGAAAUAAAUUAAUAAUUUAAAAAAUAAAUGUAAAAUAAAUAAUUCAAACUGCUA
Molecule: messenger RNA, 1687 nt
Organism: Solenopsis invicta (red fire ant)
Lineage: Eukaryota; Metazoa; Arthropoda; Insecta; Hymenoptera; Formicidae
Product: probable RNA methyltransferase CG11342
Exons: 4
Coding region: 587-1351 (254 amino acids)
Biological process (GO): negative regulation of pre-miRNA processing; miRNA metabolic process
Cellular component (GO): cytoplasm
Molecular function (GO): O-methyltransferase activity; RNA methyltransferase activity
Source: RefSeq, a predicted model, not a curated record